Cladophialophora psammophila CBS 110553 is the source of this 1386-nucleotide messenger RNA. RefSeq lists its product as uncharacterized. Bases 1 to 1386 code for a protein of 461 amino acids. The record is from RefSeq and is a predicted model, not a curated record. NCBI's taxonomy places the organism in Eukaryota, Fungi, Ascomycota, Eurotiomycetes, Chaetothyriales, Herpotrichiellaceae. Gene Ontology annotation, molecular function: mannan endo-1,6-alpha-mannosidase activity. Gene Ontology annotation, biological process: carbohydrate catabolic process; fungal-type cell wall biogenesis. The transcript has 2 exons.
AUGAAGUCGCGAAUGAGUUGCAUACUGAUGCCGCUGGCCGGCUUACUUUCCUUAACCAAUGCACUCACUCUCGACAUGAACAGCUUUGAUUCGAUCAAGUCUGUUACCUCUACUUUGGCGUAUGACAUGAUGACCUACUAUUCUGGAAAUCAGUCCGGACAAGUUCCAGGUCUACUACCCGGCCCGUGUGAGUCAACGGCUUGUUAUUAUUGGUGGGAAGCAGGCGCGAUGUUUGGAGCUCUUAUCCAUUACUGGCAGUAUACCGGCGAUGACAGCUAUAACCCCGUCGUUACGCAAGCUUUACAGUUUCAGGUCGGGCCCGAGGAGAAUUUCAAUCCUCCCAAUCAAAGCAAGAAUAUGGGUGUGGAUGAUCAGGCAUUCUGGGCGUUUGCGGCCAUGGAUGCUGCUGAGGCUGGCUUGCCCGACGUUGGCGGUGAUGCUCCUUCUUGGCUGGCUUUGGUUCAGGCCGUUUUCAAUUUUCAAUCAACACUCUGGGAUGCUGCCACAUGCGGUGGGGGGAUGAGAUGGCAAGUCUACUCCUUCAAUGCGGGCUACAACCUGAAGAAUACUAUCUCGAAUGGCGGCAACUUUCAACUGGCAGCGCGUCUGGCGAGAUACACUGGGAACCAAACCUAUGCGGAUUGGGCAAGCCAGAUGUGGGAUUGGAUGGAGGCUAGCCCGCUGUUUCAAUAUCAGGAUAAUGUCCUCUACAUCUGGGACAACACCGAUGCAAACAGUAACUGCACAGAUGUCGCUCACUACGCCUGGACCUACAACUACGGCACGAUGCUGAUGGGUGCUGCCGCCAUGUACAACUUUACUAACGGUGCAGAACCCUGGGGAACUCGUGUCAACCAGAUCUUGCAAGGGGCAUUCAACCUGUUUUUCCCCGCGGAAUACGGCGGCAACAUCAUGACUGAGUUCCAAUGUGAACCGACUAUGGUCUGCAACAACGACCAAAGCAGUUUCAAAGCUUACCUGUCUCGUUGGAUGGCUGUUACGGCACUAAUUGUGCCAAGUACAUAUGAUCUGAUCAUGCCAAAAUUGCAGGCCAGUGCAGCAGCCGCGGCUCAGCAAUGCAACGGAGGGGAUAAUGGGCGAAUGUGUGGGCGGCGGUGGUAUUCAAGCUUUGACGGCUCAACUGGCGUGGGACAACAGAUGCAAGCACUGGCUGUCAUCGGAGGAUCAACGAUACAUCCAGCAAUUGUGCCUAAAACUGCUGUGACUGGAGGCACAUCGGAAAGUGACCCCAACGCUGGGACUGAUGCCGAUGCCAAUCCUGUUCAGUACUCUCCUAUUACCACGGCGGAUCGGGCUGGCGCUGGUAUCCUGACGGUAUUGUGUAUUGGCAUCAUCGUUGGAGGGAGUGCUUGGAUUAUUAUGUAG